Messenger RNA from Effrenium voratum, 1042 nucleotides. Lineage: Eukaryota; Dinophyceae; Suessiales; Symbiodiniaceae. The record is from the annotation of a GenBank genome assembly.
AUGGCUUUUCCUCGGGGCGAUCGCCGUGGAGGGCCAGCUCAGUGGGGCGGCCAGGCAGGAGGCGACGGUGGUUGGGGUGGAGGCCGCGAUCGAUGGCCUCGCACCAACGACACCCACAAUCUGUGGGAGAUUCGUAUGCCUCACUUUCUGGCUAGGCUGGCGGAAACAGACCGGGAGUCCGACAGCUCUAUCAUGGUCAUGGACACCAGGGAUGAGCGGAUCGUGAGCCCUUUCCAGUGUUGGCUCGUGAAGGAGGUGGUCACAAACGCUCGCUCGAGCAUUAACGUGCUCACUGAGCGUGAUCAGGUCAUGCCGCCCAAUUCUGGCUUCCACCUUACGUUGUUCGCCAACUAUACCCUCGACGGUAUCAAGGUGGUCCUGGUUUUGGCGAUCGAUUCUGAGACGGGCUCACCAUGUGGGGGUUGGGACGGGCCCACAGCCACAGCCCUGUCCCACCCUCAGUUCCAGCCGUUCUUGUGGCCUUUGAUGCGGGACACGUCGGCUUCCUACGUUGACGUGAAGCUGUAUAACGGCAACGAGGUCUUGUUACACUGGGUCUUCAGGGGCUAUUGGUCCGACAUCGAUUUGUCGGCACAGGUCCAGGACGCUCGGGUCGGGACAUUCCGGCCAUCCGUGGUCAUCUCGGUGUUCAUCAGCUGGAAGGUGGGGCGGCGCUCUUAUUCAGUGGGCCCACAUGGUACCGUCUACGCAGGUGACCACUGCCGAUCGCAACUGAGGGUGGUGGAUCGCGGUUCAGAUGACGCCAUUGGCAACGAUGCUGAUCGGGUGGAGUUGCGUUUCAGGAGAGCCGCAACCCGAGUGGAGGGGCCGGAGCACGUGGAGCAGUUCGCCCAGGUGUGCGCGAUCCACCAGGCUCGCACCGUGGAUGAGACGGGGGCCUCGGUCUAUUUUGUGGGUGCGCUGGAGGAGGGCAAUUUCCACAUCAUCGCCAGCUCACCGCUGUUCAGACAGGAUGCAAAGAUCGUGAAUCCGGAAGCGCUGGCAGAACGGGCUCCCGAGAUUGCAGUCUCGGCACCUGUAG